AUGCCGUCACGGAAACGAUCCCGGCAGUCCGUCGACGACGAUGCUGGCGACACGGAUCACCCUGCAGGUGCCGAGCUCCUCGAUCGGAUUCGUAACAUGUGGCAAUUUGCAAACGUCUGCCAAUGGAUCUAUAUUUUCGGAAAGGCUGCAAAAAUCGACGAGUCGAUUGAUGUAGAGGAGAUGGAAGCAGAGUGCUUGAAGCCUCAAUCCACGCUUCUCGCAGAUGUCGCACUGUCCAUAUUGAAAUUAGUUUCGUCGCACCGCGGUCUGACGCACGACAUCUUCAACGAUCAGAUGCGCAAGCAAUACUUGACUAAAUCUCCCAACAACAAUCCUUUCGGCGAUGACGACACUCCCCAAUACUUUGCCGAUUUUGAUGUGUUCACCAAGAUCAAGGUCUUGCAGCAGCUCACACAAUGGGCAAUGAUUCACCCCGAGCGGCUUCGCGAUAAAAUGGAAGAACAAAAAGAUACGGAGCAAGCAGGCUGGAGGAUUGAGCCCUACGGUUGGGACCGGGAUGAUCGAACAUACUAUGUCCUUGACGAUAAUCGCAUCUACCGCAUGACUGAACGUCCACCCCCGCCACCCCGGCCCAAAGCGAAGAAGGGGAAAACCUACCGAUCCGGCCGCCGAUCGAGUAAGCGACAGCGCAUCAGCUUCUCACCAACAGAAUCUACGCCAGAAGGAGCCGCCGCAUCAGAGCCCGUUGACGACAGUCUCGGCGGUAAUACUUGGGAGUGUAUCGCUGUCACCCUUCAGGAGGUGCGAGCAUUCCUGGAGAGCUUAGGCAAGACCCGUGACGAGAACGAACGAGUUCUGCGGAGGCAGCUUCAACUUCACCUUGUACCCAUCCUGGAGAAGCAGGAAGAGGCUCAGCAGCGGAAACGUCUCCAGAGAGAACGGGAAUUACUCAACCUUGCAAAGAUGGCCAACGCGAAGAGGUCCAGUCGCAUUGCGGGCAAGGCGGAACGACAGAAACAAGAAGAGCAGGAAAGAGAAGAAGAGCAGCAGAGGCGAGAGGCCGAGGCAGCCAGACGACGCGAAGAGCGUGAACUUCAGAAGAUGGAAAAGGAACGAGACUUCAGAAUGUUCUCACGCCAACGUCGCCUACAGGAACGGGAGGCGCGUCGUCUGCAACACGAGGAAGAGCUAGCACAGCUCUCGGAAGACAGCAGAAAUGCAACCACAGCACCAGGUCGCACGUCCGAACGGCGUCUUCUGGUGGAAAUUGAGAAGAGCAAGCAGGCCCUGCGCGAGCUGGAGGAAGAGGAAGAAGCUUGGGUCUUCGACUGCGUUUGCGGCCUUUACGGCCAAGUUGACGACGGCACACACAGUGUUGCUUGCGAGAAGUGCAAUGUGUGGCAACACAGCAAAUGUCUGGGUAUCGGGGAAGAUGACGCUGACCGCCCUGAGUUUCACUUUGUCUGUAGCCCCUGCAAACGUCGAGACGAGGCCACGAAGGCAUCGCCUCGGGGCAUCAUUAAGCUCAAGCUCCAUCCGUCCGCCAGCGGCAGCACCUCCAACAUGCAAUCCACCAAGGAAGCCGCACAAAACUCACGGGCGAUAAUGACGCUGGCGGGUAGCGCAAACGCUCCCAGCGAAGAGUACCAAGGCAUCGACUCGCGGAGCCUGAUGCUGCCGCUCCAAGCGCAGCCGACGCCUUCUUCGCGAAGCGCCGCGCCAUCUGUCCAGCUGACUGAUCCUGCUGCGCCUGUCGCGACGCCAGCACCUUGCUCUGCUGGCCAAGAUCAAAUAUCUGCGCCCGCUGCAAGUGUUUUGCCGCUGAAGCAAGGACGGGUCGCCGAGUAUUCUCAAGCCGUCGCGAGUGCCACCGUACCAUAUUCCAUUGACACAGUGGCAGCGCCUCCACCGAAACCAAAUAGUAUCGUUGAUGCGAGCAACGAAGGCACAAAAUCAAAAUUUGACGCUGGACCAGCUUAUCAUAUCACGAAGCCGGAGCCGGUAACCCUCAGCAGCAGUGCAGACAAGAUGACUGGAGACGUUAACGCAUCUGCCCACCGCGCAACAAACCCGACAUUGCUGAUAUCAAGCAGCAGUGAGCGUUCAGGCCCAAGUCUUCCUGUUGCUGCAAACAUCAUUGGCGAAACUACAACAGCAGAUGAUUUGGCACCAUCUCUGUCUCAGAAACCCAUGCCGGACAAGAUGAUCGAUACAGUAACAAGUCCAGUCGGUCCUCCCGACCAACCAGAGGAAACGGCAAUGCGGGAAGAGCUCCCAUAG
Messenger RNA from Purpureocillium takamizusanense, 2241 nucleotides. RefSeq lists its product as uncharacterized. Gene Ontology annotation, cellular component: RSF complex. Gene Ontology annotation, biological process: regulation of DNA-templated transcription. Bases 1 to 2241 code for a protein of 746 amino acids. The transcript is spliced from 5 exons. Lineage: Eukaryota; Fungi; Ascomycota; Sordariomycetes; Hypocreales; Ophiocordycipitaceae. The record is from RefSeq and is a predicted model, not a curated record.